AUGCCGACGGUAACGGCCAUUACUUCAAUUGCGAUGGAUCAUGUCAAACUGCUCGGCCCAACGAUUGAAAACAUUGCCUGUCCACAAAGGAGGAAUCUUCAAAUUAGGAAGCGUAGCCUUUUCAACCCUCCAGGAGCCGGCAGUCAUGGAGGUGUUUUAUCCACAAUCUGUCGGACCGGACCCUGCAAUCCCGACCAAUGCGAUUGCCUUGAAACCAAAACCCCAGAGAAUAAACUGCUCCCUAGCGCUUGCAGUCGUUCGCUCUGGCUAGAUAGAAAGGCACCGGAUGGACAAAAUAUAAGUAAACAUGGCAUCUCCCACGGCAUCGAGCAGUUUUCCUGGCCGGGAAGGUAUCAACAUAUCAGAGUAUCAUUCGCAAUGGCAGAAUUGCGGGAGUUGUUGACUUGGCAUUUGCAGGUGCCGGACUGGCCCGAGAGCACAAACUUAAGCUUCCUUCAUAUGCGGACGAGCUUGUGGCAGAACGCCUUCUUUGGAGGCCCUACAGUGAACCAGGAAAUGUUUCGCACAACUGGCUUAUCUCUUUAUAGUUACAAACACCGCUUGGACUGGGGUCGGCCGGGCAUUGAUUGGCAUAAUCCAGUAUCCAGACUUCGAAAUUUUCGAUAUCAAAGUUCGGUAUCACCCAUGCAUUUCCUAGGGUGGAUAUGGCAUUCCAAACCUAAUGGCGACACCCUUCUUCUGAUUCCUUAA
Messenger RNA from Paracoccidioides lutzii Pb01, 711 nucleotides. RefSeq lists its product as hypothetical. Bases 1 to 711 code for a protein of 236 amino acids. Gene Ontology annotation, biological process: biosynthetic process. The transcript has a single exon. Gene Ontology annotation, molecular function: ATP binding. The record is from RefSeq and is a predicted model, not a curated record.